Messenger RNA from Diabrotica balteata, 1635 nucleotides. The record is from the annotation of a GenBank genome assembly. NCBI's taxonomy places the organism in Eukaryota, Metazoa, Arthropoda, Insecta, Coleoptera, Chrysomelidae.
GGUAGCAGUUAAAGUGCAGUGCUAUUAUUCGCGAUUGUUAUGGCAGAAGAUUGUACAGUAGUGCGAUUUUCAAGAGAUUCCUCUCUUGCAAAAAUCGAAAAUUUAAAACAGGGAGAAAGCCCGGAUAAAUUUACAGAAUGCGGCCGUUUUGGACCAUUUUACGUUGUUUGUAUUGGUCUAUCGAUCAUAACCUAUGUCCUAGAUUUAAUACUAGCUUGUAUUUUAUUAUACUUUUAUUCUAUUAACGGUUAUGGGUUGUAUUUCGCACUUACGUUAACGUUUCUUGUUAUUCCCGCAAUUAUUAUGACUACAGUUAAUUUACGAUGGUAUAUUGUAGACCACGACGAUCCCACCUUAGACCGUAUCUCAGUGUCGCAAUGGAUCAUCAGAAUAAUAUUUCUUUUGCUCCAACUGUCUCCUCUUUUGAGGUACAUAGAUACACUAAUUUACGGUAUUCGAAGUAAAAUAGAAGCCUCUACUGGUAAUGAGGCUAAACAAACCAUUUUGUAUCGUCGGAUGUUGGACGAAGACACGAAUAGUGCCCUUUUGAGAUUGUUCCACUGUUUUUUACAUGCUGCUCCUCAAGCCAUAAUACAAUUGGUCAUUUUGCUCAGUCAUGUUGCUCAUCCAGAAAAACCUAAUUUAAACAUAAAUAUAGCUGUACUACAAGCAUGGACUGUCUUGGUAGCCCUCAUGUCAAUAGCUUGGUCGUUAACUUCAUAUCACAGAUCAGUACGUUAUGCCAGGGACGAUAAAGACAAAAUGAAGUGGCCAGGCAUCCUAGUUGCCUUUUGCUGGCAAUUGAUGAGUGCAUUGUCCCGCGUCCUAGCCUUAAGUCUUUUAGCUUCAAUAUUCCCUGCCUGGAUGGGUUGCGUGUGUGCGUUACAUUGGGGUGUAAUGUCCGUAUGGCUUGCCUUGGGCCAACAUCAAACAGCAGCAUGUGGUAGCCGAUGCGAGGAAUUGCUUUUAUCAACAGCGUUAGGACUGGCAUACGUAUUGGCGUUUAUAUCUCCACGAGACGGACCAACACGUUAUGUCUACUUAGCUUAUUAUUUAGUAUGCUUUAUGGAAAACACAGCAGCACUGGUAGUAUGGUGUGUUACUAACAAUUCUGUCGACAAUCCUAUGCUGUAUUAUGGAGCAGCUGGGGGACAGAUAGUCACAUUUUUACUUGGUAUUAUAUUUUUACUUGUUUACUACAAUUGUUGUCAUCCUUCUAUAAUGAACCGGUCGAAAAUUCCAAGCCUGGAUUCCGAUUUUUUGGAGUCUGAAAGGCCAGGUUAUAGCAAAUCAUAUAAUUUAAGAUCUCGAUCUUGAUCUUUGGUUUACGUCUAAAAAGACGUAAAAGGUAUAUUACUUAUGGAAGUUAUUGUUAUCUAUGCACAAGUAUUUAUUUCUGACGUUAAAUACAAUUUUCAAUGCAGUUUUGUCGGUAUAUUUUUAUAAAAUAUUUGAUUUUAAAGAAUCAUUUUUAUGUUGGUUCUUCUGUAUGAAGCAGACUUACUUUUUUGUUCAUCCCUUUAACUGCGAUUGAAAAUGGCUGUAGCGUAGCAUUUAAUUGUGCAUUAGACAAAACGGAAGUUUUUUUUUCAAAAAUUGAAUAUAUUAUGUACUGACGUAACUAAAUAGUCCCCG